UCACCAACGUGACAAGGGUCUAUAUAUAAGACUGGUCUUGUCGAGUUUUCAUUAGUGUCUGUUACCUUGACAAGCGAAUACGUUCAUUCACUGAUAUGUCUUACCGUAUGUGCAAUAGUUCACUUUGAAUUACUCAGUUUAGUGUUCAUUUUCUGGAUUAUUUGGUUUUACAUUAUCUAACACUGAAAGAAAAAUGAAGCGAUCCAAAAGCACCUCGCCGAGAAACAGCUUCACUUUACGACAUUCUAGCUCAACAUGGAGUAUAAUGUCUACAAAACGAAAGAGGAAGGCGUCACCCACCCUGACACGUCAAGCAUCUACUUCAGAAAAUCUUUUAGCAGACAUCAACAAACUCGAUUCCAAGGGAAGAAGUCUGCUGUUCCUGGCCGCUAGGUGUGACCAACCGGAAGUCGCUGUCCAGCUUCUGGCAGCUGGAUGUGAUGCAAACCUUGCCGAUAGUGAGGGCAAUACGCCACUGCACGAAGCAGCAGAGUGUGGGCAUAAAGAGGUUGUCCACAUUCUACUUCAUAAUGGGCAGUGUGACAUAGAUGCCAAGAACGUUCUUGGUCAGACUCCAGUCAUGCGUGCAGUGUUCAACGACAACCAGGAGGUCGUCAAAGUGCUCGUAAAAGCAGGGUCGGAUCUUCACCAUGUGGAUCAUCUGGGGAAAUCGGCACUGAUGAUUGGGCUUCAGGAGGGGGCAGAGAAAUCAUGCCUCUAUCUCAUCAAAGCCGGCAGUGACGUCAAUCGCACUGACCACGAAGGUCGUUCUGUUCUAUUUUAUGCUGUACAUUCAUCAUACCUACACACGCUGAACGUGGCCAAAAAGCUUUUUAAGACAGGCUGUGAUAUAAUAAAGAACGCCUCAUGGUUGGUUGAAUCAAAGAGCGAUGAAAACUGCCUAUUACAAGAGGAUCCAAAAUUCCAUUCAUUGCUUUUAUCCAAAGUUGGCAUCAAAGAAAAACACAAGAAACAUCAUUUGAUUUCUUCUUUGAAAUGCACUUUCCAGGGACGUUCACAUAAAGACAAUAACAAGGAUGGUGGUAGUGUGACGUCAUGACUGUGAUUUUUUUUUGAUUUUUUUUUUUUUAUAAAUGAACUUUAUUUUCUUCUUUUAUAUUAUAUGAACAUUGUGAGAAGAAGAAAAGUAAUUUUGCUUUACCCAAGGUUUUGUUCAUGAAUUGUGAUGGAAAUGCACUUUUCGAUUUCGAUAUUCAUGUGCUUGCAUAAUAAUUGUGUGCUGUAUUUCGCAUCGCUAGAUAAUGAGCAAUAGCGUAAAUCCAAUAUUUUCUUACAAAUAUUUGUAUUUAAAUACUAUAUAUUUGAAAUAAAGAAUAUGUACAAUUUA
This is a messenger RNA of Ostrea edulis (European flat oyster), 1348 nucleotides long. RefSeq names its product ankyrin repeat domain-containing protein 7-like. Gene Ontology annotation, cellular component: nucleus; cytoplasm. The record is from RefSeq and is a predicted model, not a curated record. Lineage: Eukaryota; Metazoa; Mollusca; Bivalvia; Ostreida; Ostreidae. The transcript is spliced from 5 exons. Gene Ontology annotation, molecular function: protein binding. The coding region runs from base 194 to 1060 and encodes 288 amino acids.